CUGUGUGGAGCUAAAUCUUUUUUUUUUUUUUUGCGGUGCCGGAGUUUGGGCGCGUACUGGUACCGACACUCACCAUGAAUAAAGACGCGCAGAUGAAGGCUGCCAUCAACCAGAAACUUAUUGAGACGGGGGAGAGAGAACGACUUAAAGAACUGUUGAGAGCGAAACUGAUUGAAUGUGGUUGGAGAGACCAGCUAAAGGCACAUUGCAAAGAUGUGAUCAAUGAGAAAGGAGUGGAGCAUGUAACUGUUGAUGACUUGGUUGCAGAAAUAACCCCCAAAGGCAGAGUGCUUGUUCCUGACAGUGUGAAGAAAGAACUGUUACAAAGGAUAAGGGCCUUCCUGGCCCAGCAUGCUAGCCUUUAGCAAGUGCAAGUAAAGAUCUAUUCAUUCACCUUCUCAUGUGCUUUUAUAUAUUCACUUUGUUUCCAUCUGGUUUUUUUUUAUCUUGUUUAAAAAAUCUUGUUUAUAAAAUAAAAUGUCAUGUACUUGAAACAACCUAAA
Messenger RNA from Xenopus laevis (African clawed frog), 503 nucleotides. It is a transcript of the gene eny2.S, whose product is annotated as enhancer of yellow 2 homolog S homeolog. The record is from RefSeq and is a predicted model, not a curated record. Gene Ontology annotation, cellular component: nucleoplasm; nucleus; nuclear pore. Bases 75 to 365 code for a protein of 96 amino acids. Gene Ontology annotation, molecular function: transcription coactivator activity. Gene Ontology annotation, biological process: transcription elongation by RNA polymerase II; positive regulation of DNA-templated transcription; mRNA export from nucleus. NCBI's taxonomy places the organism in Eukaryota, Metazoa, Chordata, Amphibia, Anura, Pipidae. The transcript has 4 exons.